AUGACAAGUUUUCAAAAAUUCCAUGAAGAAUGGCAUGAACAUCUUCGUGAACUAGUACAACAAAUGACCAAAGUACCAAAAUCUUGUACUACAAAUCAAGAUGAACAAAACACAAAAUUAUUAAUCCAAAAAGUUACUUCACAUAUUAAUGAAUAUUAUCGAGUUAAGUCAUUAGCAGCCAAAAAUGAUAUACUUUAUAUUUUUAGUGCACCAUGGUCUAAUUCUCUUGAGAGAUCUUUGUAUUGGAUUGCUGGUUGGAGACCUACUACUGCUUUUCAUAUUAUAUAUUCUGAAUGCGGAAUUCAUUUAGAAACUCACAUAACUAAUAUUCUCAAUGGAUUUCGUAAUGAUGAUCUUGCGGACUUAUCUCCAAAUCAGCUCACUCGAUUUAGUGAACUUCAAUGUGAAACUAUUCGACAAGAAAAUACUAUCACCGAAGAACUUUCCGAUUGGCAGGAUGGUGCAAAUGAAAUAGUUGAAAAGAUAGAGAAGAAGAUGGAAAGGCUUGUAGAGAUAUUGGAGAGAGCAGAUGAAGUGAGGGUCAACACCAUCCACAAAUUGGUGCACCUCUUAACACCACAACAAGCCCUCCAGUUUUUGAUUGCCGCAACCUACUUGCUUUUUGGGAUUCGUACCUGGGGAAUCAAUCACGAUAAUCAACGUGUCAAGGGAUGA
Solanum verrucosum is the source of this 675-nucleotide messenger RNA. Its product is annotated as protein DOG1-like 1. The record is from RefSeq and is a predicted model, not a curated record. The coding region runs from base 1 to 675 and encodes 224 amino acids. The transcript is spliced from 2 exons. NCBI's taxonomy places the organism in Eukaryota, Viridiplantae, Streptophyta, Magnoliopsida, Solanales, Solanaceae. Gene Ontology annotation, biological process: DNA-templated transcription. Gene Ontology annotation, molecular function: sequence-specific DNA binding.